UUGUGACAUUUAUCAAGCUGUCAUGUCAUGUCUCAAAUCUGUCAGUGUCAAGUGCUCAAGCAUACUUAUUUUGAGUGCUGAAUUUGGAAAUUUACAACAAUAUUACGAGGUGACUAUUAUUAUAUUUUAGUAAAUACAAUGUUUUCAUGAUUACAGUUGCACAGUGCAAGAGGUUAGUGGUAUUCAAAGCUUGGAAGUGGAUACACUAGAAGAUCUACGUCUAGCUAAUACUCUACUUAAUGCUAACUUAGGUUUUUAAGGCUAAGAUUAGAUCGUGCUUUAUAGGAAAAGUAAUCAAGUAUUAUGUCAAGUAUCACAGAAAUAGUAACAUUUGAAGAUUUAGAAGCAACGGAUGUAAUAAGUGUGGAACUAAUACCAGAGAGAAAAGGGCUGAUUUUGAAGCAUUGUGAAUACUAUGUGAGCUCAAGACGACACGGUACAACAGUCUCGCGACGAUAUAAUGAUUUUGUGCAGCUUUAUGAUGUUUUGUAUGCAAAAUAUCCAUACAGAGCCAUAUGCCGAUUACCACCAAAGCGCGUAGUGGUCGGUGGAGGCAGCUCCCGGUUCCUGCUUCGCCGGCGCGCAGCCCUACAGCGAUGGCUGACGUUAGUCGCUCGACACCCAGUACUGGCCCAUGAUGCCGACCUCAGAGUAUUCCUAUGCGAGAGCAAUGUCAGACUCGAGAAGCCCAAACAUGAUGAAUUUGUUCUUGCUGGUACACAGGAGGACACCCCGAGUGAUGUAACAAUAGAAGAGAUGCAAGCCGCGUUCAUAAGCGAGCAGGAACAGCUGCGACUGGCGCACCUUGGCCUCGACAGACUCACACAGAUCUUCGAGAAAGUGGAAAGCCGCAGUGGUGCUGAACGCGCGGACAUUCGUGAGCUAGGAGCCGCUCUGAGUGCACUGGCGACUCCCGCCACGCCCGAUGUUCCCCAAUGGGUCAGCGUCACCCACUCUCUAGCCGCUGCCGCACAGCUGGCGUGCGCUGUGGGUCCAGCUGAGGAGGAGGACGAGGAGUGUUCGGGCGGGCUGGUGGGGCUGGCGGGGCUGGCCGCGGCGGGCUACCGCGCGCUGUGCGGGCGGCUGUCGCGCGGGCUGCACGCCGAGCGCGCCGCCGCCGCCGCCGCCGCGCCGCACGCCCCGCAGGCGCGCCCGCUGCGGGACCGACACCGGUACGCGCUCAGGGCCGCGCUGCAGGAGGGUGCAGUCGCCCGGGCAUACGUAGUGCGUGCGCUACAGGCGUUGCCCGCACUGGCCGCUGCUCAGGCCACUGCGCACGCGCAACACGCCGAGCUCUGGCAGGACCUGCAUCGCGCGCUCACACUCACACACGCGUAGUACAGCAUAACACCUACAGACGACAAACUAUGACCAUAAUAGUAGAUACUGACCAUGUUAAUGUAAAAAUAAGUGAAAGAAGUUAGCUCAAUUAUUAUUUUCUAUAUUUCUCCACACUUUUUUGACGUAGGUAACUGUGAACAAUAAUAUUUUCGACGCAUAAUGUCGAAGACGUAUGAAAUAUCCGUUAUUAGUUAUAACUACAUAUAUACUUAUUUUGACUGUAAUGAGGUAAAAUGUUGCUAAAACUUUACCACUGGCAGCACACUAGAGUAUAUAAAAAGAAGAUAUAAAUUGUAUAAUCUAAAUUUACGAUAAAAUAUAUUAAUUAAUGUAUUAUUUACCGAGUAAUGUUAGCCAUUGACUAUAUUAUAUUAAGUUACGCAUAAAAUUUAUUAUAUUUUUUAUAGAUAUUAAGAUGUAAUCUCAAAAUAAAUAAAACAUUCCACUAGUUUUACGCAAGGCGGAAAUGUGCUCAAAUAUUAUUUUAUUUAUAGGUACAAUAAAUUAGGCUUAGAUUAAGGUGAGUUUUUAAACAAAAUUUCGUGAUGAUGGAUUUUAUACCUAUGUUGAAGUGGAUAAUAAUAUAGAUUUAUUAAAAAUAGCUCGAAUAUUGGUUAGGUCGAUUGUUAAGACUUUAACAUUCUAUUUUGUUACUAAAUUCUGUACUUGUUAUCUAAGAAAUAUACAAUAUUUUAUUCUACA
Messenger RNA from Trichoplusia ni (cabbage looper), 2043 nucleotides. Its product is annotated as sorting nexin-8-like. NCBI's taxonomy places the organism in Eukaryota, Metazoa, Arthropoda, Insecta, Lepidoptera, Noctuidae. The record is from RefSeq and is a predicted model, not a curated record. The transcript is spliced from 7 exons. The coding region runs from base 304 to 1338 and encodes 344 amino acids. Gene Ontology annotation, molecular function: phosphatidylinositol binding. Gene Ontology annotation, biological process: retrograde transport, endosome to Golgi.